This is a messenger RNA of Pelodiscus sinensis (Chinese soft-shelled turtle), 1671 nucleotides long. The record is from RefSeq and is a predicted model, not a curated record. Lineage: Eukaryota; Metazoa; Chordata; Testudines; Trionychidae.
AAUUAUGAAUACGGAGCAUGAAUCUUUAUUCCCAAUGUAUUUACACAGCGGUACCCCACUGGGGAAGAGGCUUUCAGUGCAGACAGAUCACUGAGCCCUGUAAUGAGACAUUAGGGAGAACAACAGGCCUCAGGAGAAGCCCAACUCCCACAUGAGGAGCCUUCGGGAGACUGCUGCAGAGACCACAGUUAACAGGUGUUGUAAUUCUGUGAGGUCAGGGGAUCCAGCCACAUGACUCUGGGCUCCCUCUUCCCAUGCUGUUUUUCCACAGCCUGGUCUGGGGAGCAGUUUUGAAACAGUUUUGCCAGAGCUAUAUAAGGCAGGGGGUGAAAUCAUCCAUUUUCACUCCCCACACAAGAGGAUGCUGGGAAGGAGCUGAGGAAGACAGACUGACCUGGGGGAAGGAUUGGACCCAGGCUGAAGGCGUCUUACCCAGUGUCUGGAAUCCCAAGAACCCCAAGCUACAAAGCAAAUGCAACUUCUGCCUUGAGAACAUGCCAGACGGCCAGUCCCAUCCUUCCGGAUGCGAAUCUGCUCGUUCCUCCUGACUCUGCCCUGUGUGCUCUGCAGAGUGUGUGUCAGUGUCCAGUCAGGGAGCACUGCAGAUGGGCUGUGCCUGGUGUCGGGGGAAGUGCACCAGUGGAGUGUUGUCUGCAGCUCGGCACAGUGCAAGCGGGAUCUAUGUCUCCCAUGCCCAGCAACAGAGCACAGACACGUAUCAUGGAAGGAAGAAACCAAACACCCAUUGUGGAACUGAUCCUUGUCGGGUUUGGGAAUGACCCAGAACUGCAGCCCCUCCUCUUCCUGCUGUUUCUAGUGAUCUACAUUGCGGCUGUGGCUGGGAACCUCCUCAUCAUUGUGCUGGUGGUGGCUGAUCGGCACCUUCACACCCCCAUGUACUACUUCGUGGCCAACUUGUCCGCUGUGGAGAUCUGCUACGUCUCCACCACCCUGCCCAGGCUGAUUGGCAGCCUCGCGACUGGGGACAGAACCAUUUCUCUUCACAACUGCUUUGUGCAAUUCGAUUUCUACGGAAUCCUCUCCACUGCAGAAACUUUGCUGCUCUCGACCAUGUGCUGUGAUCGGUAUCUAGCGAUCUGCCAUCCCCUCCGCUACCCUGCUCUGAUGAACGGCAGAGUGUGUGGACACAUGGUGGCAGGGUGCUGGAUAUUCAGCAUUUCCUACACAGUCAUGCUACAAACUUUCAUUCUCCAAUUCACAUACUGCGGCCCCAAGGAAUUUGAUCAUUUCUUUUGUGAUUUUGCGUCCGAUGGUAGGUUCUGUGGCACAACACGGACUCUGAUACUACUGAUAUUUAUUAUGUCUGUUAUCAUAACUUUUGGGAUCUUUCUGUUUACUCUUGUGACCUACAUUUGUAUUAUCAUCACCAUCCUGAGAAUCCCUUCCAGCACCGGAAAGCAAAAGGCCUUUUCCACCUGCUCCUCUCACCUCAUUGUGGUUGCAGUUUACUAUGUGAGUGGAUUUACAAUCUACGCGCUUUCACAGUUCCAGCUCCCCACGAUCCUGUACAAAAUAUUUUCUGUCAUGAGCACAGUCCUGAUACCUUUGAUCAACCCUCUUAUCUACUGCCUGAGAAACAAGGAGGUCCAUCAGGCCCUAAGAAAAGCUGGUAUGAACCUGGUUGAUUUCAGACACAGGCAGGGAGUGUAA